This is a messenger RNA of Trichoplax adhaerens, 1248 nucleotides long. RefSeq lists its product as uncharacterized. Lineage: Eukaryota; Metazoa; Placozoa; Uniplacotomia; Trichoplacea; Trichoplacidae. The record is from RefSeq and is a predicted model, not a curated record. The transcript has 4 exons. Gene Ontology annotation, molecular function: protein binding. Bases 1 to 1248 code for a protein of 415 amino acids.
AUGAAAGUAGUCGCCGAUGUCGAAGUGGUCAGUCGUGAUGUUGCUCUUCGUGGAAUUAGUUAUAAGAGUCGUUCAAGUCGAUCGGUAUUAACGAUAGGCAAUAAAACCAAGCCAUUAUCGAUUCAUAUAAAACAGGAUCAAUGCAAAGAGAAAGGUGAUUUGUUAUUACUUGUUUGUACGAGAUCCAAUCCAUCAGGGAGGCAGUACAAGCUCAAGGGUAAUGUUGAACAAUUAUUUGGUAAAUUCAUCCAUGAUGGUAAAGGGACUAUCCGCUUGAAAAGUCCUCCUGUCGACUUGUGUUUAAGUAAGGCAAAUCCGGUGGAAUUAAAGAAAUUUCUAUGUGCUAUACGCCUUUGUCACCAAGAUCGCGACACGGAUAAACUAGAAUUAAGCCUUCUAAGACCUGCUAAAACUCAAGAAUUAGAAAAACCGCAAACUAGCAUGGCAAUUUUGUCUUCUCAAGAAUAUCCAGUGAAGCGUCCAUUUCCAUCGUCUUUAGAGAAAUUAAUUAUCAAUGAUUGUGGCCUUAAAAAAUUAGAAGACAGGAUAAUACGUUUAGAAUGCUUAAAAGUGUUGGAUCUUAGGAAUAAUUGUUUGAAAUCCUUGCCGGAUGCCUUUGAAGGCUUUCAAAAUUUAGCAGAACUUAUAUUGGCCAAUAAUUACUUGACCCAAGUUCCAAAAAGCUUGGGAUGCGAUAAAUUAGCCAAAUCAUUAAAAUUAUUAGACCUAACUUGCAAUGGAUUUACCGUCUUUCCAAUGUUAAUAUGCAAUUUGACAUCUUUGAGUACUCUAAAAAUCGCCCAAAAUCGUAUGACUAAAUUCCCUAGCGGUAUUUCUAAACUUGCCAAUUUAAAGCAACUAUUGGCCAGUGAUAAUCAACUUGCUGUGCUACCGCAUGGCUUCACAAAAUUAUCCCUAAGUCAUAUUGAUUUGUCUGACAAUCCGCUAUCCAUUGAGGUUUUACCGCUUGUUAAAAAAUAUAAUAUGCCUGUGCCUAACUUGUCUGAAUUGGCAUUGAGGGAAGUAUGGAAAAGACUGCAGGAAAGGAAAACAUGUCAGUGGUGUCAUGGAUCAUGCUUUCUUGCUAGGAUCGAUGUUACAACGUCAAUGGAUUUGCAUCUUAUCGCACAUACUGUAACGGCUGUUGAUCAAACAAAUCGUAUGGUUGUGCCAUAUUUAAUAAGCUUAUGUUCUGAAAGAUGUUAUCAUCGUUGGAGUAUUAGAAAUUAUCGACAGAUGAAUGUAUGA